Molecule: messenger RNA, 9501 nt
Organism: Leucoraja erinaceus (little skate)
Lineage: Eukaryota; Metazoa; Chordata; Chondrichthyes; Rajiformes; Rajidae
Gene: usp46
Product: ubiquitin specific peptidase 46
Biological process (GO): protein deubiquitination
Cellular component (GO): cytosol; nucleus
Molecular function (GO): cysteine-type endopeptidase activity; cysteine-type deubiquitinase activity
Source: RefSeq, a predicted model, not a curated record
AUCAAACACCUUCUUCGCCCUAUUUUGCUGUCACGGGCGAUCCGGAACGGGGUUAGCAGUUGUUCGACUUUCAGUUCGCCGUUUUUGCGUGGAAUCGCCAUUAUGCAUUUAAAGCGAAUAUCAUGGCAAGCAAGCUGAGCCAGUUACCGCAUGGCAAAAACCUGCUAAUAUUUUCCAUUUUUAGGGUGGUGGGUGGGAUUGGGCAGUUGAUGGGCCUGAGCAGCUACUUCAAUGAGCGAGGGCUCAGAGCCGCUUCAGCGCUUUGUUUACCUUAGUCUUGCCGGCUUGUAGACACCAUCAGCCGGUAGCGAUCUCGUCGCCGACUCCUGUCAAAACUACUGUCCACCUCUCUUCCUCUUUUCCCCUGGGUUUAUAAUAUUUUCAUAAAGAUGGCGGAGGGACCACAGGCUGCAAACUAAUGACUGUCAGAAACAUCGCUUCAAUUUGUAAUAUGGGCACCAAUGCCUCUGCUCUGGAGAAAGACAUCGGCCCAGAGCAGUUCCCAAUCAAUGAACACUACUUCGGUUUGGUCAAUUUUGGGAACACCUGCUAUUGUAACUCUGUGCUGCAAGCACUAUACUUCUGUCGACCAUUUCGAGAGAAUGUACUUGCAUACAAGGCACAACAAAAAAAGAAGGAAAACCUCUUGACGUGUCUAGCUGACCUCUUCCAUAGCAUUGCCACCCAGAAGAAAAAGGUCGGUGUGAUUCCUCCAAAGAAAUUUAUUUCCAGGUUACGCAAAGAGAAUGACUUGUUUGAUAACUACAUGCAACAAGAUGCACACGAGUUUCUGAACUACCUGCUGAAUACCAUCGCUGACAUCUUGCAGGAAGAGAAGAAGCAAGAGAAACAGAAUGGGAAAUUGAAGAAUGGAAAUGCAAAUGAAAUUGAAGAGAACAACAAACCUGAUCCCACCUGGGUGCAUGAGAUUUUUCAAGGAACACUCACUAAUGAGACGAGAUGUCUGAACUGUGAAACAGUUAGCAGCAAAGAUGAAGAUUUUCUGGAUCUUUCUGUUGACGUGGAACAGAACACAUCAAUUACACAUUGCCUCAGAGACUUCAGCAACACAGAAACACUGUGCAGUGAACACAAGUAUUAUUGUGAGACCUGUUGUAGUAAACAGGAAGCUCAGAAAAGAAUGUGCGUGAAGAAGCUGCCCAUGAUCCUUGCAUUGCACUUGAAGAGGUUCAAAUAUAUGGAACAAUUGCAUCGAUACACAAAACUCUCUUAUCGUGUGGUGUUUCCAUUGGAACUGAGGUUGUUUAAUACAUCAGGAGAUGCUAUUAAUUUGGACCGGAUGUACGAUCUGGUGGCUGUUGUAGUUCACUGUGGCAGUGGUCCUAACCGUGGACACUACAUAACUAUUGUGAAAAGUCAUGGCUUCUGGCUUUUGUUUGAUGAUGAUAUUGUUGAGAAAAUUGAUGCUCAAUCUAUUGAAGAAUUCUAUGGUUUGACUUCAGACAUUUCAAAAAACUCAGAAUCUGGAUAUAUUUUAUUUUAUCAAUCAAGAGAGUAACAUGGAAAGAACUGGCCUAAAUAAUCAGAAGGAUAUUUAUCUAGUCCAAAAGAGAUCAGGCCAUUGCCAUCCAAUUAUCAGGGCAUGCAUUGUCCUUUUAGGGCCUUUUGUUCAGGGUGUCGGGAUAGGAUUUACAAUCAUACUCCAGGCAAUUGAAGGCUAAAAGCAAAUGUAUGAUCGUAUGGGAGAAGUAAGUCAGAGUAGUUUUGACGAGAACAUCUGGUCAAAACUCUAAUAAAGGAAAUGCAAGUAUGCAUGCAAGUCUUUAAAAGAAAACAUUACAGUAAACCAAUAGAUUUGGCAGUGUUCCCUCGCCACCUUGCCGCCCCCUUCUAAGGUUUUCCUUGCUGACCCCAAGCAUUUGUUUAUUUUACUAACAUUACACUUGGUUUUAGAGGAUAAUGGAGAAGAGAGAAUAUAAAUCAACUCCACGGUGAUGGAAUGCAAGAUUGCCUGAUCCAAAAUGACUAGAUUCACUGGACUGUAGAAGGAAAUUGAUUGUAUUUUGGUUGAUUUUUGUUUCCCUCAGUGCAAUUGCAAAUAUUGUCGCUUACUGCUUCAUACUGCGAUUUUGUUUUCUUUGUGUUAAAAGCCCUUUAAUGCCAUUCAAAUAUAUAGCAGGUAUAUGUCAGAUAGAAUGAAACUGUUAGUUAGAUCAUUUCGUUUUUUGAAUGGCUGAAUAGUUUCUGUCCUUUGCAUGUGAGAAAACUCCUAGCUGCUGAAAGAUCAAGAGAAUGGGAACAAACCAUGAACUGUUAUUUCAUUUUAAUGUGCAAUGAAAGAGUUUAUAAAUUAACUGAAUCUUAUCAAAAGUCACUUUUAAAUGGUGCAGUAUAAUUUUUGAUAGUCUAAUGGUUUAAGCAUCUUAAAUGUUUUCCCAAUAUACCCGAAUCCUGUAGCUAUCAUCUAAUAUGGCUGGUCCACAAUUAUUGUUUCUAACAAUCAAAUGUACCUAAAUGACACGUUGGGGUGUUAUCUAGUGUUUGUUCUGAAUCAUAUCAUUUAUGAGAAUAUAAUAAAUCUGAAGAAGGGUCUCGACCCUAAACAUCACCCGUUCCUUAUCUCCAGAGAUGCUGCCUGUUCUGCUGAGUUACUCCAGCGUUUUGUGUCUACCUUCGAUUUAAACCAGCAUCUGCAGUUCUUUCCUACACAUAAAUAUAUCAACAAUGGAUUGCUUUGACAUUAGAGCCCGAGGUAGGACGAAGAAAAUAUAAGUGACAAACUGAGUAAAUAUUGGGAAUGGAUGGAAAUAGUUUUUCAAAGAGCAAACAAAAAUGUUGACCAAAUGCUUAGGAACAAAACUGAAAGUAGAACAAUGGAUGCUUGACUGAACACAUUUGUUUUGAAGAAGAUAUAAUCUCUUGGUCUAUUUACUUUUAGAUCAUAUAUUGCUAAAUUUGGUUUGUCAAGUUUCAAAUGAAAGGGCUUCUUUUAAUUUAAAAUCAUACUUGAUUAAUAUUUCCUGUCUCUAUGUUCAAGAUUCAUCUCACUUUGAUUUUCUUUUUUUUUUUAAAGCCUUUAUAAAACAUGUACUUUUUAUAUUUAUUUCUAAAUUAAGGUUCUUUGUUCCAAUCUGUAGUCCACAUCAGACUAAAAUGCUGUAGACAUAUUUUACCACUGACAGUCAUAUCCUCAUGCCUCUAACCCUUCCAAGAAUCAUUGACCUGGUUAUUUACAUUAUUGAAAUAAUAGCAUAUUAAUAUUUUCUAUACACAAACAUUGUAUCUAAACUGUGCAGUUACUUGCCUUUACAGAAGUUCUGACAAAUUAGGUUUCAAUGAAGUUUUAAGUGAAUAUUGCGAUCAGUUUGUUGCAGCCUGACUCUGGAGUUUAUGAAGUAAUUGGAUUGUAGUGAGUUUCAAUUUAUGUGACUUUCCACUUUUGAAAUUGGUUUUGUAUUUGCUUCUUACCGAUGACCAGCAUCCGUAGCACUCGUUUAUAUUACCUAGCAAUGUUGCACUAUUUUUAUAAAAAUCUGUUUGAAGCUCAAUAAAAUGGUCUGUUUGACCAUCUUAAUUUGCUAACGGAUAAAAAGCAUGGAGAUAAAAAUUACCUCCGUUGAUGCUCCAUGUAGACUGCUAUCAGUAGCUAAUUGGUAUGCUAAUGAAGUCCAUAAACACAGGGAGAUCAGAUCUUCUAAAUAUUGAUCUCCUUGAAAUCUAGCUAAAGGAUUUCUUGAAGCAAUCUUUAAUAUAAAAUGCUUAUCUGAAUGCAGCACAGGGUUUUUACAAGUUACCAAGGCCAUGUUUCUUCCAGCAUUGGAGAUGAUAGGUAUUUCAAGGUGUCUGUUACAAUUAGCGAGAGAUCCUGUUUGCAAUUUUCAAAGCUGGUGGGAUGUAUCCAUAGUUCUAGAUGUGGAUUAGAUGGAUAUACGUUUAGGAUGUUAAAUUUACAAUUUGUUUUGAUUCAAUGUUCUGACAUCUUCCCAACUGCCCCAAAUUGAUUCUCUGAAGUCAGCAUUUUCCAUUACGGAUAAAGUGAACAUUUUCCAGAUCACGUAUCCUUCCCCAAUCUACUUGAAAGUUGGCAAAUAAUAUUGAACCUUAAGCACUGUGUCUUGGCCCCGUUGAACAAUAUUGUUUGUUUCAGUUUCCCUUGGUUUACCAUAUUUAGUCUUAAUAUAUCAGACGGUAAUUAUCGUAGUGUGGUACUCGAUGACAUUGAUUUGUUAGAUGGAGAUCAUCGGAUUCUUGAGGAAAUUUUGGAGAAUCCAAUGCUUUAGAGUUGUCUGCAGGUGGUUGACAUGGCUGAGAGUCAUCUUUGUGGAGAAUGGUGAUUUUCUGCAAAGCAGUCACCCAAUCCUUAGAUUUUAAACGUGGAGGAAAUUGUAUAAUGAGCAAUAAAUAUCACUAAAUUGUGAUCUAAAUUGGGUAUACAAGUGAAUUGCUGCUUCAUCUGGAAAAAUAAUUUGAAUGGUGGGAAGGCACGGGAUAACAUGGCCAAUGUUGCAUAUCUGGAGGUUACAUGAGAUGGUCCUGUGAGAAGGGAAGAGGAUGGUGUUGGUGGAGAUAGAAGACUGAAUCAGAUAUUCUUUUGGAAUUUUGAAUGGGAUGGGGAGAAACAGAUUUACUUGAUGCUGGGAGAAAGGUAGAGAGCCAAAAUGGAGCCAAUGGUGUUGAGAGCUCUUGUCAACUUUGGUGGUUCUAAUCCACAGUACAUGUUGGGAACACUGGUAUGGGAAGUCUAAAGUCAUUGGAACGGGUGCAAAACAGCAGGUGGAAUUGUGUGCAAAUGGAAUGGAGUGCUUGCAAGAAACAUUAUUAGGAGGAGAUGUUAUCAAGAUAGGUGUGGCACCCUAUGAAUGUGAAUUAUUAAUUCUGUACAGAGUAGGAAGCCCCAAUAGUCAAUAAUGGAGUUGUCCUUGUUUCAGUCCUUUUUGGGACCUCUCUCUUUCCCCAGUACAGGUAUACUUAAUACUGCAUUCAUGGUGCAUUUUCUAGUACAGAACUUGACAUUUUCAGUGCCUUUGCUUCCAAAUUCCACUCUCCAAUCACUUUUAUGUGGUCCAUUUAUCACACUUCAUUUCCUUGACUAUCUCCACCUCAGAAGGAAGGUCUAUCACCAAAAUCCAAGCCAACAGAAUCCCAUGCUACCUUGACUCAUCAUAACUUGACAACUAUAAGGAUGCUAUUCCAUUUUCCAAAUUUCUCUGGCUGUGUUGUAGCUGUUCCAAUGACGCACUUUGCACAUCAGUGCUUCUGAGAACUUUUUCUUCAAUUGUGGUCUUCCCUUCACCAUAAGCUGCAUUUAUUCAUUUCCUGUACCUUUUUGUUACAAGUAUCGAGUUCCCCUUAUACUCAUGUUUCAUACCACCAACAUCAACAUUCAGCAGGUCAUCCUCCAUAAUCGUUAUCACAUUCAGCAAGAUGCCACCACCUAACGAAGCUUCUCACCUUUCAACAUUCCAGAGAGAGAGAUCCCUUUUUGAUUUCCUGCUACUCUUCUAUCUCCACCAAUACCCACUGACUUUUUCAACCCACCUUUCCGUGCAACAUUAAAAGUUACAAUUCCUAAUUGUUUUUAUUUCUUCCCUUUCCACCAUCCAAAGGUCCAAACACUCCUUCCAGCAGAAGCAAUGAUUCACUUGUAUUGCUUACAAUCUAGUGCUUUGUGUCCUAUGCUCACAAUGAAUGGUUCUCUACCGGGUGACUAUUUUUCAGAACUUCACCUUUCAGUGUGCAAAAGUGACCUUGAGCCUGUCACUUUAAUUCUCCAUUCCAAUGCUAACAUAUGCUUGGGGAAGAAUAUAUUGUAUUCUGACUUGGCAAGGUACAGACCUUGGGACUUGACAUUUAAUUCAAUAACUUACAAUAGCCAGCUUUGUGGUUUUUGUCAGAAUUGAAAGUUUGUCAGUUUGACCUGAUGGUUAUUUCCACCAUUAUCUUAUUUAAGAUUUCUAAGAAUUGCAGACCAAUAAAUCUUCAAAUUCAGCUGGUACUACAUGAUUUGUAUUGUUUACUCCUUCUAUCCUGGAAUUUCCAUUUGUGCUCUUCACUCAAAACAUGCAUCUUAAAACAUGCUUGUUUUCUCACAUUUUCUUAUUUCUUAUGAAAGGCGAUUAACUUGAAACGUUAGCAUAAUUAUGGUGUACCUGCUGAGUAUUCCUAGCUGUUCCAUUACUAUUUCCAACAUCUGCAGUUUUUUGUUUUUUAUUAAUUGGAACAAUUAGAUUGCAGGAGAUUUCGCCGUACAUGCCAUUGCCUGGGGUGUUGAAAAAUUGACAUUUGUUUUACAGUGAAUGCAUUAUUAGCUAAAGUGUUCUUGUUUUUACUUCACUCUAUAUGAAAGGCAACCAAUCUUAGUGACAUGAAUGCUUACACUAAUUGUAUGAUUACUUUGUUUAAACUGACAAGUACGCCAAUGUGACUCUACAUUAGUAUUUUGUUUAGGAGUUUGUGCUUCCUGACAUUUUCUCAGCCUCCCAGUUUGUAAUAAACAUUUACAUGUAGAAAUGAAAGAAGAUUAAGUUGUGUCCCAUAGACCAUCUCUUCUGUUCUUAAUUCACACAAAUCAUCCUAAAUGAUUUUGUGUAUAUUUAUACCAAUAUUCCAGAUUUGUUGCCUCUGGUUGAAAUUAAAAGUUAAAUCAAGGUAAAACCUUGCAGUGCAUUGGUAAGAAGUUGAAGCAACGUGAGCAUAUAUGAUGCAAAGAAAGAUAAUUUAUGGGUGUGUUUUACUCCAUAGGAUGAAUAACAAUUUGUAUUAGUUAAAUCAGCAAUUUCAUUAUUUUAAGUCAUACGUAUUGUGGACAUUCUAACCUUGGGGAUUAUGUUGUCCUAUUUUUCUGGUGAGGUACUGUGAGCUUUAAAGAUAAGGUGGAUCCUAAACAAUGUUAUACAUUUUCUUGCCAGAACUUUUUGUAACAAAUAAUAUAAAUUGCUGAUAGCAUUUGCCAAAUGUCUUGCUCAGGGUCAGUUGAAAAUGUCAGUAUACAUCUUGAGUAUCGGGUAUUGUAUUGGGGAGGGAGGGGGAGAAAGGAGAAGAUACAUUUUGGCAGCAUAUGGAAAUAAUAUCAAUCAACAUAUUGCAUUUCAGCCUUGUGAAGAGCAAAAUAAUUACAAGAGUCCUUUUCACUUUAUUUGUGUAAAAUAUUUCUGGUAUAAUUGUGCAAUCAUUACAGGGCUAGAUAAGCUAGGAAGUUAAUUAAAUAACUCAAAAUUGGGCACUAUAUUACAAGUUGAAGAAGGAUUAGUGGAAAUUAUUUACUUCAGUCGUGGAUGAAAUUACAGAAUUAUUUCCGGUCCCCAGAUCUAAGGAUUAUCUCAGUUGCGCCUUUUAAAACUUAAAUUUUAUAGUCUUUUGGUGCCCUGUGUGUUUAUAUGGAGGAAUGCAGAGAGAUGAACUAGUUAAUUUUGGCAUUGAUAUUUUACUAUAAAUAACGCACACAUGUGCGUGGUUUCCCUCUUUUACAUAUUGCUAACUUGUGCCUGUCCACUCAUCCACCAAAAAUGAUGGGGGAAAAGCACAGACCAUUACCUUUUUAAAGUUUUGAUAGAAUUAUUUUUUGUACAAGCGCCUCUUGUCCAAUCUGUAUAGGAAUUUCCGUGCUUGUGUUUAUGAUCAAGUCAUGCAGUUUCAAAAUGUUCAGUAUCCUAUACAUUACAGCUACUGAUUAAUUAUUUAACCUCACUGGAUCAAGAAUCAUUUUUGUACUUGUCAGUCUAUAUAUUUGUCCCUCUGAGACAAAAGCAGUUUGAGCUGCUUAUACAUUCACUGCCUUCCUUUAGUAAGAAGACAUUUUGUCCAUGAAAAUGUUGAUUUUAAAUUAUAAGACAUAACACAUGCGCUCAACAGGUUCAUUCUCUGUCUUCCUUAUAACACUUCACUUUCAUUUAAAUUAGGAUUGCCGAACAUUAUUGUGUUCAGAUGUUUGUACCACAGAACAGUUCGUGUUUGAUCUUAGCAAAGUACAUUUCUUUUGAAGUUUUUUUUCCUUUCAAAGUGUGGGCAGUUUUAGUAUUUAUAGUGUAUCUAGCUGUUCAACCCUCACAACAUAGAAUGGUUGUCAAUGUAAAAAUGGGCCAGUGCAAUCUAAAAAUGAAACCAGGCAAGUCACACUUGGAAGGAACAGUGUUCAGUGUUGUCCAUCCAGUAUCUGUUUCAAUGCUUCAGCACCCCUUCCAGCAAUAAUCUAAUUUCUAUUUAUAUGGUGCCAUGACUUUUAUAUUGCCAUCCUGCAUUACAGCUUUUCAACUGAACUCCCUCCUAAUGCUGAAGAAGUACAUGGGCCUUUUACAAGAUAAAGGUGACUUUCAAAUUGAUCAUUUACUGGUUACCUUAGUGUGUACACACUCAUGUUCAGCCUACAAUAUUGCUGUGAAUGUUGUGAUAACUAAAUGUAAAUUUGAUCUUUUUCUAUUGGCUGAUGAUGAAAUCUAAUAGAUCAAAUAACUUAAAUGACCCAAAGUUAAUGAUUUGUAUUAGCACAUCCCUGUACAUGACAUACAUUGCACAUUUUAGGUACCUUUUAAUGCCUAGUUUGCACACCUUGAUACAAAUAAAUGCUGCAGAAUCAAUAUUUUCACUGUACUAUUUGUCUCUGCUUCAUUGGAUAUAUUUUUCCUACACUGUCAUAAAUUAUAAAGUGAUAAACUAGCAUUAUAUUUUAGCCAAAUGUAAUAUUGUGAGACAUUUAUGUUCAAAAGCAACUGGUUUUAAAUGUAGGUUCAGUAUCCGUGGCUCUAUAAAUUUCCCAUAUUGACAUUGUAGACAGUAAAAAUGCACAGAAACCAGCAACAUGCAUAUAAAAUGGAUAUAUUAUGAAAACUGCAACGCAUUUUCAAUAUCGAAUGGAUUAAAUGUACACAAGAGUGUUAAGGGAUUUUGUAAACUACUGUAAAAGAAUAAUUGGAAAGUUAAAGAUUUAAAAGGUGCCAAAUCUAGAAUAAUGGAUAUGUAUGGGAGAUUUUCUUUCAUAUAACAGCUAGUGUGUAUAACAACAAAAUAUCUAAUGUUGUUUUGAAAUUGUAAUUUGCUGUAGUGAAAUGACACAAUGCCCAUGUCAGAUGAAAUUUGGUGGGUACAUAAAAAUAUCUUAAUCAUUGGAUCAUUCAGGAAAAUAUAAAUAUACUUUAAAUUGGCAUUCAAAUAAUAUAGUGCCAAGAUUUUUGCACUGCAAAAAUGUACACAAGAUACACUAUGUUGUAAUCCUGGCAAGCAGUGAAUAAUUUGCUCCUAAUCCUAGUGUCUUCCUUUGUUCCAUCAUUAUAUUUGGUCAAAACAGCAUCAAACACUGAGUAAAUAAAUGUAUAUCAGCAGAAAGCAGGUUAUGUGUAAAACUUCCAAAAGCUUAACAAUUAGCUUGGAAGAAUGAACUAAUGGGAAAAUAAGUUGUUACAUAUUAAUGUACCUACAGUAUAUAUGUGUGCCCACAGUGCACUUUGAUAAAAAAUGUAAUGUGUUCAUGAAAUUGGGGAUCAUGACAAUGGAUGUAUACAGAAUUUGUUUAUAAUCUGUAUUUUGUUCAAUAAAAUCUAACAAUAA